UGACAAAGGAAAGAUGACAUGGUAAGGCCAGCAUAAUGGUCAGGGGAGCGGGAUCGUGGGCACCCCAGCCCAUGCCGUUUCCAGCACUGUCCACCCCCGUACGCCCACUCCCGCACCUCUUCGCUCCCGUACACUCUCUUCUGCGCUUGUCUUUUCCCAUUGUGGUCUUCGUGUUAGUUCAUUUCGUCAAGGUAUCUACUUCAGUGUCAGUACCAAAAGAAAAUACAGUUCGUUUCUUGAAAGAUAAUUACAAUGUCAGCAUAUAUGAGAAUUCUCUACCACGGACUUAUGUGACAGGGGAACACCUAAUGGGUGUGGAGUUGGAAGGUUUGCCUCCUGGUGCUGAUGUGGUAUUUUCUAUACAAGAUGGAGAUCAAGAUGGCUUUUUCACAGCCGAAACAGAAGUUGUGGGUGGGAUUGCAGUUUUGCAUUUGAGAACCAGGACAGGGUUGAGGGAUGUGCUCAACAGAGAGAGAAGAGCUUUCUAUGUGUUGGAAGUGGAAGCACGGGUCAGGACAAUUCAUCUCAGGUCAGCAUUUCUUCCGGGCCAGACCAAGGUCACAGUUAUAGUAAAAGAUAUGAAUGACAAUAUUCCCUUGUUUUAUCCCACCAAGUACCAAGUUAGUGUAGGAGAAGAUGCCACCCUUCACACACAACUCCUCUCAGUGAAAGCACAUGAUGCUGAUGAAGGGUACAAUGGCCAAGUUUACUAUUCACUAGAGAAUCAUAUGACAAACCUUUUUGCAGUGCAUCCUACUACAGGUGUGCUUAGUGUCACAAGACCACUUGCUUACAGACAUAUGCACGUGCAUACAGUUAAUAUUUUAGCUCAAGAUCGGGGAUUGCAGCCAUGGAACUUCCGGCCAUCAGAUGCUGCACGGGCAGUUGUGGAGGUGCAAGUUCAGCAAGUAAAUAUACAUCCUCCACGGAUCCAUGUACAUCAUUUACCUCAUGUAGUAGAACAUGCACAUACAUACAUAUAUGCUAUCAUAAAUGUUGAUGAUGAAGAUGAAGGUGAUAGUGGUAGAAUAGAGUCUGUCCAAAUUAUUAAUGGAGACCCUGCCAGACUUUUUAGCAUAACACAAGGUUCUAAGAGCAAAGAGUAUAAUUUGGUGGUACUCAAGAUUUUAGAUAGAGAAUUAGCUCCUGGAGGUUAUAACCUGACACUGCUAGCUACUGAUGCUGGUAUUCCAUCCCAGCUUACCAGAGAAAGUGUGCAUGUCAACAUCGCUGAUGUAAAUGAUCAUGCUCCGGUAUUUGCCAGGGAGCAAUAUGAAGAGGCAGUGAGUGAAGAGGCGCCACCACAUACCCCUGUAGUACGAGUUGCCGCAUCUGACACUGACCAAGGUAUUAAUGGCAGAGUUUUAUUUAGAAUAGUUGCUGGAAAUGAAGAUGAAAAAUUCAGUAUCAAUCCACGAACAGGCCUGAUAACUACAGCUGAGUGGUUAGAUCAUGAGGAUACUGCAUACUACAGUGUAACAGUGGCUGCAGUAGACCAAGCUAGCAAUGCUCGUAGGAAGCAGUCUUCAGCAAAGGUGAUUAUACGUGUUCUGGAUGCAAAUGAUAAUGCACCACAAUUUAACACUCCAAAUACAGAAGUCAUACUUGAUGAAAAUGAACCUAGAGGAUCCUAUGUCACUAGGGUCAUUGCAACAGAUCAAGACUCUGGUGAAAAUGGAUUUAUUUCCUAUAGUAUUGCGAAUCUCGAUCCAGUGCCUUUCAGUAUUGAUCCUUUUGAUGGUGUGAUAAGAACGUCAUCUGUUUUGGAUUAUGAAACUGAAAGACGGGUAUACACAAUAAAAGUUCGUGCAUCUGACUGGGGUACACCCUUUAAACGAGAAACAGAAACAACUGUUAAAGUAAAAGUUAGAGAUGUCAAUGAUAAUAGGCCACAAUUUGAAGGAACAGAUUGUAAAGGUUGGAUAUCAACUGAUGCACCAGUUGGAACUAAUGUUCUCACAAUGUCUGCUCUAGACCUGGAUGCUGAUAGUGUUGUGACAUAUAAAUUGCAAGGGGACAUGGAAGAAGAAUGUUGGGGCCUUGAUGCCUCUUCUGGGGUGCUUGCUCUUACAUGUGAUUUAAAAAGAAGUGAAAGAGAUGGCGAAAGAUCUCGGACUUUUGUUCUUAACGUGACAGCUACAGAUGGUUCACAUGUUUCUGAUGCUACAAGCAUAACUUUGGCAGUUAUCACUCAACGGGGACCAGACCAGACAGUUCACCAACACUCACAUGUUGAGUGUCAAGCAACCGGCAUUAGUAACAACAUGUCAGAGGUUUUAGCAGCUGGAGCAGACAUUAAUGCUGCAGUAGAACAUUAUGCUCUAAUGCCACUACGGUAUGGAUAUAAUACCCAUCCACCUGAUUUACCUGAGAAUUUGCCAGUUACUGUUAAUAUCCAGGAAGAUACUGAGGUUGGAAGUGAGAUCCUUACCAUCAAUGCUACUGAUCAUGAUCGAGGUUAUAAUGGUCGUGUUGUGUAUGCAAUAACUGGAGGCGACAUAGAUUCUGUGUUCAAAAUUGGCAUUGAGUCAGGGGUUUUAGAGGUAUGGUCAGAAUUAGACCAUGAGCGAAACCCUGAGUAUAUACUGAAUAUCACUGUAUAUGACUUGGGUGUACCUCAUCGUAGUGUAACUAUGAAUCUAACUGUCCAUGUUACUGAUGUAAAUGAUAAUGCACCAGAGUUUAGUCGUGUAAGCUACAGUCUUCACCUACCAGAAAAUACACGCAACGGUACCAGUGUUGCUCAACUCAGUGCUCAGGAUGCAGAUGAUGGACUAAAUGCAAAAAUCACAUAUGAACUUGUAACAGAUGUAAAUGAAUUCACAGUUGAACGGGAGACUGGGAUUGUAUAUGUUUCUGGUACAUUAGACAGAGAGAGACGGAGUGAAUAUGACCUUCGUGUCCGGGCAUGGGACAGUGCACCAGAAAAUCCACGUUCUGCCCUUGCCAGGGUUCUUGUUUCAAUUCUUGACAUAAAUGACUGUGCCCCAGAAUUCCAUGCAGCUAGCAGACUUGUGGUGGACAUUCCAGAAGAUCUUCCUCUGGGAGCUGUGGUUGCUACUCUUCAGGCAACUGAUCAAGAUUUAAGUUUGGGUGGUAUGGUCAGCUACAGUCUCCUCAAUGGUCAUGAUGAUGUAUUCCGAAUAGAUAAGGAAACAGGUGUGGUAAGAGUGACCGGGCCCCUGGACUUUGAAACUCAGCAGUCUUAUAACUUAACAGUACAAGCAAGAGAUGGUGGUAUUCCAGCCCUAGAAACGCAUGCUGUGCUACUCAUACACAUAAAUGAUGUAGAUGAAAAUUUAGGGCCUCCAAGAUUCCCCAAAAGAGUUGAGCGAGGAUGGGUAAGAGAGAAUCUAGCUCCGGGAGCCAUUGUGACUACUAUAAUGGCAAGAGAUCCAGACUCUAGUUCCCUUACUUACACCAUAACAGCUGGGGAUGGACUGGGAUACUUCUCCAUCGAUGAAAAAGGAACGGUGAGGACAGUGGCGGUUCUUGAUCGAGAGGCUGCAAGAGGAUACUGGUUAACCCUUGUUGUAAAGGACGAUGGUGCUGUGCCUUUAACCGAUACGUGUCACCUCUAUGUGGAGGUAGAAGAUGUGAAUGACCAUAUCCCUCAGACCGAGGAUCCUUCAUACCACCCAUACGUGGCCGAAGAUUCAGCUCCAGGAACCUCUGUUAUUGCCCUCACGGCCUCCGACGGCGAUCUUACUCUCUCCAACCUCUCCUUUGCCAUCACUAAGGGCAAUGAUGAAUCACAUUUCCAGAUUAAUGCAGUUACAGGGUUGGUCACUACGGCUUGGACUCUAGAUAGGGAAACUCGGCCAGAAUAUGAGAUAUGGGUGACUGUCUCGGAUGGACAGCUUUCCUCAGUCACUCCCAUCUUCAUCACAGUCACCGAUGUCAACGACAACCCUCCUGAAUUUUUAGAGGCCUUGUACCGUGUUACUAUACCUGCACGACCGAAGACCAAAAAGAGGGAGGCUUUAUUCAGGCCCGACCCUGUGGACGAUGGUGGGGAGGCAGUGUGGGCGUGGGGGGACUGGGUGUCUUUCUCACCCACACAGAUCACCGGCCAAGACAUCGCCUUGUUCAGGGUAUUCGCCAAGGACAUUGACGUAGGCAUGAAUGCUGAUUUGGACUACAGCAUAAAGACAGGCAAAGGGAAAGGACGCUUCAAGAUUCACCCAAAGACAGGCCAGGUGUUCACCAGCAAAGCAUUUGCUCCAGGACAGACCUUCGACAUUAUGGUUCAGGCUAAGGACAACGGCCGACCACAGCUUAGCGCGACCACCAGGGUGCUGGUCAGGGUAGUGCCAGUGCCGGCGUCCUCGGAGAAUCCUCCAGUGGUUCCGACGCCCAUCCCCGUCCACGUGAUGGAAACCGACCCGCCCGGACACCUGGUGGCGUUCGUCAGCGCCCACGACCCAGACAAUGAUACGCUCUGGUACUACCUCACAGAAGGGGAUGAAGCUGGACGAUUCAGCAUGGGGGUCGACUCCGGAAUCCUGAGUCUCGCUCGGCGGUUGGACCACGAGGAUCAGUACCAUUACACCCUCACUCUGGCAGUUACCGACGGCGUGCAUACCGUAACAACGCAGUUGGCCGUGGAAGUAAUGGACGCCAAUGACCACCGGCCUGUCUUCAGCGCGCCCUUGUACGAGGCCAGCGUCAGUGAAGCAGCUGCCCCAGGAACCACCAUAUUGGGCCUCCAGUGUCGCGAUAAAGAUAAUUCGCCAUCUACUUCCUCCUCAGUUUAUUUCUCUCUACAUCACGCUCAUGCAAUAGCUACCCAUGGGCUCUUCACAAUUGAUUCUUCCAAUGGGGACGUCAUUGUUGCUAAACCGCUGGACAGAGAAGUGUCCAGCACGCACAUCCUGACAGCAGGCUGCCGAGACAGGGGUCAGCGGGAGGGCGCUGACUAUACCAGGAUACGUGUGACAGUGACAGAUGACAAUGAUCACGAUCCGGUCUUUCUAGAGAAUAUGAUCCUUGCAAAAGUCAGCUCUGGCUCAGCCGUCGGGACAGCGGUCGCUCGCGUCGUGGCGCUCGACCACGACAAGGCGGAGAACGGCCGACUCUCCUACUCCAUUGCAGAAGGGAACGCUGGCGGCACCUUCAGCAUUAGCCCUCACUUGGGAGUGAUAACGCUGCGACAAGAUCUGCGAGACGAGCGGUCCUCGGAGUACCUGCUGCUCGUGCGCGCGGUGGACCACGGCUUCGAGGCCCGGGCUGCCUCCGUCCCGGUCCGCGUGGUCGUGACGUCGGCCCCCGACGCUCCGCCCGUGUGGCAAGAUGACGCCUCCCAAGUGGUCGAAAUCGGGGAGUGGACGACGGUAGGCUCGGCUGUGGCCCGGCUGACCGCGACGUCACCUUCGUCUUUGCAUUACACGGUCACUGCUGGGAAUGACGACGGAGUCUUUCUCGUGAGCCCGGCUUCAGGCGUGGUGAGCCUGGCGGCGCCUCUAGACUACGAGACCACAGGCUGGUAUAACCUUACGGUCGCCGCCACUAAUCUCGCCGGUGUAUCACGAAGCACGUGGCUAGGAAUAACGGUGCUGGAUGAAAACGACUGGUGGCCGGAGUGGGACCAUUAUGUGUAUGAAGGAACCGUCUUGCAGAAUGCCCCCGUGAACGCUCCAGUGUUGGCCACCCAAACACACAGUGGCCGUGAUCCGGCCCCUCUUACAGUCUCUGCUACCGACCGUGAUCAAGGUUUAAAUGGUCGGAUAACAUUUAGCAUUGUAGAAAAGGAUAUGAUGCAGUACUUCUCCAUUGACUCUUUCACAGGAGCAGUUCGGGUGGCCGGUCCCCUGGGCGACUUAGCGGGAGCGGCGAGGCUGAGCGUGUGGGCGCGAGACGGGGGGAGUCCCCGAAGAGAGUGCUUGGCUCCCGCCCGCGUGGUCAUCAGUGUAAUACCCGUGAAGGUUCCCUCGAAAGCUUUCAGUCGCUCGGUCUACACAGCUGAUUUGUACUUGCCCACCGUCCCUGGGGUGCGCGUGUUCUGCGUAGGCCAGGUCAAUCUCCAGGAGCAGCGUCAUUUGCAUUCUUCCCCGCAGCUUAAUUAUACUGUGAUAAACGGUGAUGAAACCAGACGAUUUGCAUUCGAUAGCGAAAACAAAUGUCUUAUUGUGCGUGAUCAUCUGAAUCUCAGCCCACACUACAAUUUAACUAUUCAAGCUGUGGAUGGAACUACAGUAUCCACAGCCGUGGCAGAAGUAUUUGUUCAGGAUGUCCCUCAGUUGCCUUUGUCGUUCAUGCAAGAUAAGUACUGGGCGAGCGUCUAUGAAAACUCAACCAAGGAAAUAAAUGUUGUCGUUUUGGGCGUGAAGGGACAGCCUCUCAAUAGCCACACACUCUACUCGAUCCUCAACCCAAACGAAAACUUCGAAAUCCGGUCCACCGCCGGCAUCAUCAAGACAACAGGAAAGCCCUUCGACCGCGAGACCAAAGACCACUACACACUCGUCAUCCAGGCAAAAGAUGCUGAAGAUGAGAGGAACGUCGCGCAGGUGCUCGUGCACGUGGCAGUGAUGGACGUGAAUGACAAUGAGCCCGUAUUCGUCGGUCAGCCAUACUACGCUUUGGUUUCCACAACGGCGGCGCGAGGAUACAUUGUGACCAAGGUGCGGGCAGUGGAUGCUGAUGCCGGCGAUUUUGGGAGCGUCCGCUACGAAUUAGUGCGGGGCAGCGGCGAACUGUUUGCAGUUAACAAGCAAACGGGCGAGAUCUCCCUGAAGCAGCCUCUGAUGGUGGCGGACAAGACGUACAGCCUCACCGUCGCGGCCUACGACGGCGGGAAGAUGCCGCUCAGCUCGCAGGCUCACGUGCUCAUACGAGUGGUGUCCUCGGAGGGCCCUGUCUUCACUUCAGGCCACUACUUGGCGUCCAUUCACGAAGACGCUCGCUUGGGGUCGCCUGUGCUGAGGGUCGAGGCCGCCGGUUCUUCGGGCGCGCCCCUCAUGUACACGAUUGUUGCGGGGAACACCCACGAGGAAUUUGCUCUCGAGUACACUUCUGGCGUGGUGCAGACAUUAGGCUCCCUUGACUACGAGAGCGUGCGCACUCAUAACCUGAGUGUUAGGGCGCGGGACCCCGUGACAGGCGGGCACACAGACGCCCAAAUCACCAUCUCUGUGAUAGACGUGAAUGACAACCCGCCGGUGUUCAGCAGCCAAGUGUUCAAGGCGCAGGUGUCCGAGGCGGCGUCCCCCGGCCACGUUGUGGUGCAGGUCGCGGCGACCGACCAGGACACGGGUGCGGGCGGCCGCGUGCGGUUCUCGUGCGAGUCGGAGUGCGACUUCUUCCACGUGGGCGAAAAUGACGGCGUUGUGGCGGUGGCGCGGCGCCUGGACGCGGAGACGAAGGCGCAGCAUACGCUCACAGUCAGGGCCACCGACGCCGGCCUGCCGCAGCUGUCGUCCACCGCCGCACUCAUCAUCCAAGUGACAGACUUCAACGACAACGCUCCCGUCUGGCGGCAAGACAGCUACUCCUGCCGCGUGUCCUCGGAGGCUCAGCCGGGACAUGUCGUUUCUGCGCUGACUGCGUACGACCCAGACGUCGGGGAAACCACACACCUGCGCUACGGCAUCCACUCAGGGGACCGUGCCGACAUCUUCAAGAUAGACCCUUUGACAGGUAUCAUCGUGGUCACGUCGCCCAAGAAGUUGGAAAAUAUGACAUCAGCGAAUCUCAAUAUCUCCGUCAACGAUGGAGUCCAUGUCGCCUUCACUGGGCUCAGGGUGACGGUCACGCCCUCGAACCAUCACACGCCAAGAUUCGAACGGCCUGUAUACGAAGGUUGGGUGGACGAGAACAAUGCCCCCGGGCAGUUCGUCCUUACGCUGAAGGCCCACGACCCCGACGGAGGAGAGUUCGGAGCGCUCGAGUACACCAUCCUGUACCAGAGCCUAGAGGGAUCGUUCGCCAUAGACAAGGAAGGAAACCUGUACACAGAAACCCCAUUAGAUCGCGAGACGGUUAGCCUGCACGUCUUGCGCGUGUCUGCGCAGGACGGCGGAGGACGCGCGGCCUUCGCGGAGGUGCGCGUGUCGGUGCGCGACAGGAACGACAACGCUCCCAAAUUCAGGCUCCUGGAAUAUCAAGCGAAUAUCAACACCGAUAUGCUUCCAGGCUCUAGUAUCCUUAAGGUUGAAUCGAACGACCCAGACGAAGGGAAAAAUAGCGAAGUGCAAUAUCACAUGUACGAGGCCAACAGCUCGGAGGCCCUGACGCUGUUCAGAAUUGAUCCGCGGAAUGGCGUAGUCACACUGUCGGGAAAUAUCUUAGAGCGAGAAAACGAAGUAUAUCAGUUCUUCAUUCGUGCGGAGGACGGGGGUUCCCCACGGCACCACAGUGACGUGCCAGUCACCAUUUUCUUAUUGGCACCGGAAGACCGACCCCCACGUUCCUCCCGCCAGUAUGCACAGUUCUUUCUUCGAGAAGACGCCGCCAUCGGUACAGUGAUAACAACGCUUUGGAUGGACGGGCCCCAAGAAGUGGAGUACACUAUCAUAGUGGAUGAGCCAGCGGGCAUGGAGACUGGGGAAAAGGAGUCCACUACGCAGGACUCUCGGCUUUUCGGCCUGACGUCCUCAGGCCAGCUGGUGGUACAGGGGGUGCUGGACCACGAGAAGUGGCCGACGCACCGCAUCACAGUUAUCAACCACACUCUUGCCACUCCUCCCACCCUGGAUUACAUGACCAUCUCUGUCGUGGUGAUGGAUGUGAACGACUGCUCGCCGCGUUUCGGGUUCAACAGUUACGUGGCUGACGUGAGCGAAAACAGCGAGAUCGGUUCAGUUAUAACAAUCGUCACUGCAACGGAUGAUGACGACGGGAAUAACGGCCAGGUUCAAUAUAGUAUGAAUGAAGACGAGGAAGUCAUCAGGUCGACGUUCCGGAUCGACCCCCACACGGGCACGCUGACCCUGUCCGCCCAGCUGGACCGGGAGGCCGCCCCCAAGUACACUCUGACGGUGCUCGCCACGGACGGAGGGGCCGAACCCAGGACCGCCUCUACUGUGCUUACUGUACUAGUUAAGGACUACAAUGAUAAUCCUCCUGUUUUU
Molecule: messenger RNA, 9071 nt
Organism: Penaeus indicus
Lineage: Eukaryota; Metazoa; Arthropoda; Malacostraca; Decapoda; Penaeidae
Product: fat-like cadherin-related tumor suppressor homolog
Exons: 28
Biological process (GO): adherens junction organization; multicellular organism development; calcium-dependent cell-cell adhesion
Cellular component (GO): catenin complex; plasma membrane; adherens junction
Molecular function (GO): calcium ion binding; cadherin binding
Source: RefSeq, a predicted model, not a curated record